Leptosomus discolor (cuckoo roller) is the source of this 276-nucleotide messenger RNA. It is a transcript of the gene LSM10, whose product is annotated as LSM10, U7 small nuclear RNA associated. NCBI's taxonomy places the organism in Eukaryota, Metazoa, Chordata, Aves, Leptosomiformes, Leptosomidae. Gene Ontology annotation, molecular function: histone pre-mRNA DCP binding; U7 snRNA binding. Gene Ontology annotation, cellular component: nuclear body; cytoplasmic U snRNP body. Gene Ontology annotation, biological process: mRNA 3'-end processing by stem-loop binding and cleavage. The record is from RefSeq and is a predicted model, not a curated record.
AUGGAGGUCAGCCACUCGGUCAAGGAGCGCACCAUCGCCGAGAACAGCCUGGUCAUCCUGCUGCAGGGCCUGCACGGCCGCGUCACCACCGUGGACCUCCGCGACGAGAGCACGGCCACGGGGCGCGUCACCAACGUGGACGCCUUCAUGAACGUGCGGCUGGCCGAGGUGACCUUCACGGACAGGCAGGGCGCCGUGUCCCACCUGGACGAGUUCUUCGUGACCGGCAGGAAUAUCCGCUACGUCCACAUCCCCGAUGAGAUGAACGUCCGUCCA